GUUCCCGAAAGACCAUAACACCCGCCAUUAAAAAUGGCCUCUGCACUGAACCCCUGCAUUGUCGUCCCAACCCUCUCAAACCCCACAAAAACCCAUAUUUCUCACUCUAAACCCUCCAUCUCUCUUUCCCCCACGAGCAAAGCCAACAUCAUCAACUCUUUCUCUCUUACGUCUCCUCCUCACCCAUUUAGUCACUCUUCCUCUCUUCUCCUUGAACUAUGCUCGGACUCAAUAGAGCUCUCUCAAAUCUUACCCCACAUCAUAAAAACCUCUCUCCAAAACGAAGUCUUCAUCCAAACCAAGCUUCUAUCUCUCUUCUCCAAAUUUGGGCAAACCCAACAAGCUCAAAUUAUCUUUCAUCAAUCAGAGAACAAAACUGAAGAGCUAUGGCACUCCAUGCUCAAGACGUUGGCCAAGGAUUCGACUUCGACCCAGGCAUUUGAAUUAUUUUGUGAAAUGAAGCGCUCUUCGGUUCAACCUUCGGUCUAUAAUUUUACCUAUCUUCUAAAGAAUUGUGGUGAUAGAUUCGAGCUCUCGAGGGGUAGAGAGAUUCAUGGCCAUAUGAUCUCAAGUGGGUUUAGUUCCAAUGUCUUUGCUAUGACUGCUUUGGUUAAUAUGUAUGCAAAGUGUAGGAAAGUUGCAGAGGCUCGACAGCUGUUCGAUAGAAUGCCUGAGAGAGAUUUGGUUGCUUGGAAUGCAUUGCUCGCUGGGUAUGCUCAAAAUGGUUUUGCACAAGAGGCUUUGAAGCUUGUGAGUUUGAUGAGAGAGAAAGGAGAGAGACCCGAUUCAAUAACACUUGUCACCAUCCUCCCUGCCUGUGCCCAUCUCGAAUUGUUGAAAUUGGGUAAAUCUAUACAUGGAUUUUCUAUAAGAUCGGGCUUUAAUUAUAUGGUGAAUGUGGGGACUGCAAUCGUAGAUAUGUAUACUAAAUGUGGAUGCAUAGAUUUUGCUAGAAAAGUUUUUGAUAGGAUGACUAUGAGAAAUGUAGUUUCUUGGAAUGCAAUGCUCAAUGGAUAUGUUCAGAGUGGGGCUUCUGAAGAAGCCCUGGAACUCUUCUGGAAGAUGCAAGAAGAAGGAAUUAGGGUUUCGGAUGUUACCAUCAUGGGUGCUCUCCAUGCUUGCGCGAAUCUGGAGGAUUUAGAGCAAGGGAAACUUGUUCAUGAGCAGUUGAUUCGGGCUGGGUUAGGCUCUGAUGUCUCGGUAUUGAAUUCAUUGAUUGCAAUGUAUUCAAAAUGUAAGAGAGUGGACUUAGCAUAUGAGAUUUUCAGUUAUUUGCCUAAGAGAGAGAAAACAUUGUGCUCAUGGAAUGCUAUGAUUUCUGGUUACACACAAGCCGGGUGCAUUAAUGAAGCAUUGGGUUUGUUUAGUGAAAUGAGGAGAGAGAAUGUGGAGCCUGAUUCUUACACUUUGGUGAGCAUCAUUCCUGCUUAUGCUCACUUAUCUGGUUUACGCCAGGGUAAAUGGAUCCAUGGCUAUGCGAUAAGGUCAUGCUUGGAUGGAAACGUAUUUGUAGCAACUGCUCUUGUAGACAUGUAUGGAAAAUGUGGAGGCAUCGAGACUGCUCGUAUGCUCUUCAACACGAUGGACGAGCAUCAUGUGACAACAUGGAAUGCCAUGAUAGAUGGCUAUGGCACUCAUGGGCAUGGAGAGGCCACUCAUUCUCUCUUUGAGGAGAUGCUACGGAGCCCCAUCAAGCCAAAUGAUGUUACAUUCCUAUGUGUUCUCUCGGCUUGUAGCCAUUCAGGCUUAGCCAAUGAAGGUCUUCGAUACUUUGCCAUGAUGCAAAAUGACUAUGGCAUAGAGCCUAAUAUGGACCAUUAUGGAUCCAUGGUGGACCUAUUAGGGCGCUCAGGGAUGCUCUAUGAAGCAUGGGACUUCAUCGAAAAGAUGCCAAUUAAAGCAGGUAUAAGUGUUUAUGGUGCAUUGUUGGGGGCCUGCAAAAUCCAUCAAAACGUAGAAUUAGGAGAAAUGGCAGCAAAGAAGCUGUUUGAAUUAGAGCCACCUGAGGGUGGAUACUAUGUUCUCUUGGCUAACAUAUAUGCUAGUGCUUCGAGGUGGGAUGAUGUAGCUAGAGUGAGAAACAUGAUGGAGAAGAAAGGGCUACAAAAGACACCUGGUUGUAGCUUGAUCGAGCUAAGAAACGAAGUUCAUUCGUUUUAUUCAGGUUGCACAAAACACCCACAAGCUGAGAAGAUAUAUGCAACACUAAGAACAUUAAAGAUGGAGAUGAAGGCCCUUGGUUAUGUGCCUGAUACGAGUUCGAUUCUUGAUGUGGAGGAUGAUGUUAAAGAACAGCUUCUCAAUAGUCAUAGUGAGAAGCUUGCAAUAGCAUUUGGGUUAAUUAAUACGAGACCAGGGACGACGAUACAAAUUCGGAAGAACCUUCGGGUUUGUGCUGAUUGCCACACAGCUACUAAGUUUAUAUCUAAGAUUACAGAGAGAGAUAUUAUAGUGAGGGACAUGCAUCGAUUCCACCAUUUUAAGGAUGGUGAUUGUUCAUGUGGAGAUUAUUGGUAGAGUGUGUAUGUUGAGCCUUUUUAUUGUACUUUAAGGUUAAUUGGCAUUUAUUGUUUGAUUUUAAGAAAAUAAGAAGAAAGGUAAGAUGGACGAGUAUGAAAGGAGUCCUAUUUUUAUUUAUAACGAAGAAUUUCAAUUCUGGAGGAGCAUUUUAUUUUCGUUCUUGGGUAAAUAGGCCCUUGUAUUAAUAAAUAAAUAAAAAAAUUAAAGAAGAAUGCCAAACUUCUCUUCAUUAAUUUGAAUAUGGUAAAGAGAACAUGGUACAUCAGAUGUCCCUCAACCACAUCACGCAUAUUCUACCUGAUGUUAUGGAAUGGCAGGACCUUCUUUCUCUCGAUUCUUUUUCAAGAAUAGACAUGGCUCAAUUCAUCACUUUUUGAGGAUUUGCAUACUCUUGCUGACACUGUGACAAGCCUUACCAGCAAGCGAGAUCAAUGUACCAUGGCAAAGGCCAUUUUAGUGAGCCUUACGGUGCAAUGGAUCCAAGAGUAGAGUUUUACAAGACAAUGUCU
This is a messenger RNA of Amborella trichopoda, 3029 nucleotides long. It is a transcript of the gene CRR22, whose product is annotated as Pentatricopeptide repeat (PPR) superfamily protein. The record is from RefSeq and is a predicted model, not a curated record. NCBI's taxonomy places the organism in Eukaryota, Viridiplantae, Streptophyta, Magnoliopsida, Amborellales, Amborellaceae. Gene Ontology annotation, biological process: RNA modification. Gene Ontology annotation, molecular function: zinc ion binding; RNA binding; protein binding.